AUGUACGGAGAACAAAUCUGCAGCUCAGAUGAAUCACUGAAAUCUGUGACAACAGCUGAGGAAUUCGUAGUGGUAUCGAACGCGAUGGGUGGCAAGGGUAUAGAAAUUCCCGUUUGCCCUACUCACGGAGUCCUACACAUGAAGAUGCUUAAAAGCAUUUUCAAGGACGCCACUGGACUGAAAUACCGAAAUCCCGAUAGCGGUCUAGAUAGAGUGCUUCUGAUGGACCAUGAUGAGACGUUUUUCAUAACGCCAAUAGGUGGAUGGAAAGACAAGACGUUCACAGUCGUACGUCCAACUAAAUUCGGUCGAGCAUCGAUUUUGGUGAUUAUACCACAGGCUUACAUUAUUCUAGCUCGCCAACCAGGAAACCAAAAGAAACAAACCAAGCGAGCGUUAGCCAAUAAAUUCAAAAUGAUGGCUAACGCCGAAGGCAACACAGAAACAAAAGCACGAUCCACUCCAUCAGGUGCGAAAGCUAGUGCCGUCUCGGUAGGUCCCGAAAAUGCUAGCUAA
Messenger RNA from Thelazia callipaeda (thelaziosis nematode), 516 nucleotides. The record is from the annotation of a GenBank genome assembly. Lineage: Eukaryota; Metazoa; Nematoda; Chromadorea; Rhabditida; Thelaziidae.